This is a messenger RNA of Racocetra persica, 261 nucleotides long. The record is from the annotation of a GenBank genome assembly. Lineage: Eukaryota; Fungi; Glomeromycota; Glomeromycetes; Diversisporales; Gigasporaceae.
AGCAGCAAAGAGACAUUUUGGACUCGGAAGAAAUUGGUAAUUUGGCUUCGCAAUUGGCAAUUAUCAAAGAAUUACGAACCAUUAUUCUCCAUCGUCAACGAUUAUUGACCCAGAACAAAGGCUGGGUUGUAGUUGGGCGGGAUAUCGCUUCGGAACAGCACCAGGGAAAAAUAAACCGAGAGCAAAUUGAAAAAGAUUUGCUGGCUCGCGACGAAAAAGAUAAAAACCGAACCCUUUCUCCCUUACGAAAAACGGCCGAUA